Mangifera indica (mango) is the source of this 2778-nucleotide messenger RNA. RefSeq names its product putative receptor protein kinase ZmPK1. The coding region runs from base 407 to 2659 and encodes 750 amino acids. The record is from RefSeq and is a predicted model, not a curated record. Gene Ontology annotation, biological process: recognition of pollen; protein phosphorylation. NCBI's taxonomy places the organism in Eukaryota, Viridiplantae, Streptophyta, Magnoliopsida, Sapindales, Anacardiaceae. Gene Ontology annotation, molecular function: protein serine/threonine kinase activity; ATP binding. The transcript has 2 exons.
GAAAAAUGAAAAAACUUCCGCAUGUCUUUCAAAUCACCGAACCACUGUUCAUGUUCUGCAGAUCACAGAUUAUGCACAAAAGACACAGGGAAUGUAUGUUUACAUGCAUGUGCCUAUGCAUUGACAGAUAGAGAAGUUACAAGAAGUAUGAACUGUUUCAUUUAAGAGAAUAGGAAUAAAAAAUUGUCCCCUACAAUUAUUUGCUGAAUAAUGCUCUAUCAUUAAUUCAAUUUACCAAGUCAACGCAGGCAUAAAAUAAAGCCACCAAUUCCUCAGCCGUUUCAGUGUUGACAUAGCUCUGUUUAAAGACCAUUCCUCUUCAACAAAGCUGGACAAGGAGAUAGGAGCAGUGGUGUGGGAUCAAGCAUGGUCACAGGGAUUGCCAAGCUUAAGCAGCAGAAACGCUAUGGCAGUUGAAAGAGAGACUGAUUUCCUGGUUUCAUCAAAGGGGACAUUCUCCGGUGGAUUUUACGCGGUUGGCACUAACGCAUAUUGUUUUGCAAUCUGGUUCACUAACUCUGUUAACAAGACAGUUGUUUGGAUGGCCAACAGAGACAAGCCUGUUAAUGGAAGGCGUUCCAGGAUAACCCUUCAUGGAAAUGGGAAUCUAGUUUUGACUGAUGAAGAUGGUUCAGUGGUAUGGUCAACCAACACAUUAACAAACGCAGGUGUCAAAGCUCAGUUGCUCGAAACAGGAAAUUUGGUACUGGUCAACGAAGCCAAGAGGAUCAUCUGGGAAAGUUUUGAAUUCCCUACAGACACACUCCUUCCAUCUCAGCCACUUACAAAGAACACAACCUUGGUUUCUAUGAGAAGUCGAGGUACAUAUUUAUCAGGAGUUUAUAAUUUGAAAUUCGAUAAUAAUAAUGUCUUGAAUCUCAUCUUCAAUGGUCCUCUGCUGUCAAGUGUCUACUGGCCAAAUCCCGCGUUGACAGUAUUUGCUAGUGGCAGAACACCUUAUAAUAGCACCAGAAGAGCAAUUCUACAUGAUUCCGGAUAUUUUGAAUCAAGUGAUAAUUUUGUAUUCAAAGCAUCUGAUUAUGGAGUCGGUCCAAAGAGGCGCUUAACAUUAGAUUAUGACGGAAUUUUGAGAUUGUACAGUUUAGAUGAUUCAACCGGGCUAUGGGAAAUCUCAUGGAUGCUUGUUGACAUUUAUAAAUGCUAUGUUCAUGGGUUGUGUGGUGAAAAUGGUAUAUGCAUUUACAACCUGCAGCCAACUUGCAUUUGCCCUGAUGGUUUCACCAGAAAUGAUCCUUCAGACUGGUCCAAGGGUUGCUCUCCUAAGUUUAAUAUGACUUGUGAUUCAACUAAAUUGGAUUUCGUGCAGCUUUAUAACACAGACUUCUAUGGAUAUGACUUGGUUACCUAUGGUAGUGGCAUUUCUUUUGAAGAAUGCAGGAAUAGAUGUCUAAGUGAUUGCAAAUGCAAGGGGUUUGGAUAUACCACAGAUGGACAAGGCAACUGUUAUCCUAAAGGCACUCUCUUGAAUGGCUAUAGUGUACCGAGUAAAGCUCUCAAUAUGCAUAUAAAGAUUCCCAAAGGAACAAUAGUAUCUUCUUCGGAGCUGAGUAAGGUGGGGACGAAUGACCUCAAUUGUUCAAAUGAAGACCUUGUUCUUGGAGGUAAUGAUGCUGGGGAAGGUAAAAGCAGUAAGAACUCAUACAUCAGAUAUAUGAUAGCCUUCGUCAGUGCUUUUGGAGUCAUUGAAAUAAUUUGCAUCAGUUUGGCAUGGCGGUAUAUCUUCAGGAAGCAGGUUCGUGAGGAAUUGGCCAAUAUGGGAUACAUUGUGUUAGCCAUGGGCUUCAAACGUUUCACUUAUGCGGAACUGAAGAGGGCAACAAAGAACUUCAAAGAAGAGAUAGGUACAGGGGGCUUCGGGACUGUUUAUAAAGGAGUUUUGGAUGAUGAAAGAGUCAUCGCAGUGAAGAGACUGGGAGGUGUUUUGCAAGGAGAUGCUGAAUUCUGGGCAGAGGUGAGCAUCAUAGGGAAGAUCAAUCACAAGAAUCUGGUGAAACUAUGGGGAUUUUGUGCUGAGAAUGAGGACAAGUUGUUGGUUUAUGAGUAUGUAGAAAAUGGUUCACUGGAUAAAAUCUUGUUCACUGAUUCAGCCAGCAAAUUAGACUGGAACCAAAGAUACAACAUUGCAGUAGGAACCGCAAAGGGUUUGUCAUAUCUGCAUGAAGAAUGCCUAGAAUGGGUACUGCACUGUGAUGUGAAGCCUCAAAACAUACUACUAGAUGAUCAUCUCGAACCUAAAGUGGCCGACUUUGGUCUGUCAAAGCUGUUCAAAGACCAACACGAUACAGGGUUCUCCAAGGUUCGAGGCACAAGAGGAUACUUGGCUCCAGAGUGGAUGAUGAACCAAAAUAUUGAUGCAAAAGCAGAUGUAUACAGCUAUGGCAUUGUCCUUUUGGAGCUCUUGACUGGAAGGACUGCAUUUGGUCACGACAACAACAAUCUUUUGAUACAAUGGGCUACUAAACAACAUAUGACACAAGAAGGGCUAAGGAAAAUGAUUGAUCCCAGAUUGAAAAACGAAUCUUAUGAGGAGAAGAUUGAUAGAAUGAUACAAGUUGUUCUGCUGUGUGUUGCAGAAGAUCGCCAUUCGAGGCCUCCAAUGAGCAAAGUUGUAGAAGUCCUGACUACAUAUGAUGAAUGAGUAUUGACCUCUAGAAUCUAGGCUCUAGAUUUUCAGCGUUUCCCGCUUUGCACAAAUAUAUGUAAUGAAAAUCUUCUUCAUCAGAAAAUAAUUUUGAAGCUCACAUUUUGUUUUUGUCA